CGCUGUAAAGGGUCUGUGUGGUGGAAAGAGAGUGACAGGAGGAAAAAAACGCAGCAGCGACCGCAGUCUGGAGGCAGCUAGAUACCGGUUAACUUUGAGAAUCAGAAUCAGAGUCAUUUUAAAGUCCUAGAUAGAUGCACGAAUAGCAUAGCGGGUUAUAGACAACUUAAACUUCGCCUGCACUCUCCAGAGUGAACACUUUCUGGACAAAACAAACGGCCAAACCAGCUGUCCUUGGAUAAAGGUCUGUUGUGCUCCCCCAGUAAUGCAGUCAUUGGACAGCUCCCAUAAGUGGUCGUCACGCGAGUCCCUCUCCUCCACUCCCAGUUUCCUGUACAGCGAGAGCGACCAGACGGAGGAUGAGGGUGACGUCUUCUCGGAGGGGGAGGGCGGACGGGCUCCGCUUGAUCACUUCUCCCUGGCAAACGCCACGGCCUCGGCCCCAGCCAGCGCCGCUACCACUGCCAGCCGGACCCACCGCCACUCCGCAGGGUACCAGCGAAAUACCCGGCCGGAGGGGAAGUUGGGUGGGGUAGAUCACCACCACCACCACCACCACCACGGGCAACCCCCCUCCUGCAUUGCCACGGGCCCACGCUCUGAGGGGGACUUGGCCUUUGCACAAAAGUGUGCGGAGCUGCGCGGCUACCUCAGGCCUCUACUGGUGCUGCUGAAUGGCCUCAAGACUGGCAGGUUUGACAAAGGUCUGAACACAUUCCAGCAAAGCGUUGCCAUCGAUAGACUGCAAAGGAUCGUGGGAAUGUUGCAGAAGCCUCAUUUGGGAGAGAAGUAUCUGUGUACACUGCACCAGGUGGAGAUGAUGCUGCAGACCUGGUUUCCUCAGGUGCGCUCCUCCUCCUCCGAGCACUCGUCCUCUUCCUCCUCCUGCUCCUCAGCCUCUUCCUCAUCCUCCUCCUCGCCUCCCGACCGCCGCAACACCACCCCCAGCCCCUCAGCACACUGGCACCAGGACCAGCUGCACAUCCCAGUCAAAAAGCGCAGGAGGAGUUGGUCGGACUCGGACUCGUGCAGCUCCAUCCCCCCAGUGUCCAAGCGGGCCGACGGACAGCGGAGAGAAGAGCACGCCAUUGGCCCAGACAAGGGCACACCCCCGACGGAGGAGGAGUCGACGGCGUCCAAUCACGGCACCGAUCUCACUGACCCAAUCUCUGACGGGACCGCCCACAAGGCCAAGCAGAGGAGAAGAGGACUAGUUGGGGGUGUGCCUCCACUUGUCCUCCCUCCGUCCUGUACAGGAAACCACGUUGACACCCAGGACAACUUUGUCUCUUCCACCACCCCCAUCACCGCUCACAUGCCACACGUCGCCAAUCUGCCAUCCCUACAACCUCUCGGCAAAAACAGCAGCGGCAAACAUGACGCUCUGAAGGAAGGUGAACUUGGAGAGGGUGAUGACACUGGGGAACAACAUGGCCCAUAUUCAAAGGAGGCUGCCUUCACAAACAGUUCAGUUUGUAGUGGCGUACCUGGCUCUGAGAAUGACACAUAGCAAUGCUAGUGCCCAGGGUAGCUGGUGUUCAAAUCUGAUUGUGCGCUGCCAUGUUGGUAUUUAAAAAGGAAUAUUUUGGAUUUUAGACAUUGGAUUGUGGCACAUUUUGAGAGCAUAUUGGAAAUGGAUGUUUUUUUUUAAAAAACAUCCUACUUGAUGUCUUAUUUGCUGGUCUCUUUCUUCUUCAUGCACAAGGUAAACACAGAUGGUCAUUGGAAUAUUGAAAUCCUUUGUCUUCUCAAAGAAGUUGGAAGAGGCUUCAUCUGAUACAUAUUAUUAUGUAGACGAUAGGCCAGAAUGCAUGAAUGCUAUUGAAGUGGUGUACAGAGUAUGCAGUGCAUUGCAGUGCUUUUGCUACUGUCAGUCACUCCCGUGGUAGUACUACUGGAAUCACUUUGAGCCCAGAGACAUGGUAGCCACUUUGAGUAUUCAAAACAAGGAACAGCUAGGGAUGUUGAUUAUCUAGAAGCGAUCUGACGUUAUGUACUGAGAAAAGGAUUUAUUCAUGAAGCAAGUGUGAUUUUGUUCUUCUGCCUGAAUGAACUUGUUGAUAAAUGUAGGAUGCAACUUCAUUAACCUUACAGUAGUUAGCAGGCUUGUGACAUUGUUAAACACCAAACGCAUAAGAACAUCCAAAUAGAUUUAAGCACAGCCAAAAGUGUGAACCAUCUCUCUCUUUUUGGACAACUCAGUAAAGAGAAACAAACAUUAUCGAGUCAAAUAAUCACUCCAUAACAUAGUCACAAAAUAUACACACACACAUGCUACUUACCAUCUGUAGCAUGGUGAAUGAAAUGUACAACAGACAACAUAGACUGAUGAUGGAGCUAAAAAAACUGCCUGUGGUCCAUUGAGCCUUCAGACUUGAAUUGUGAUCAACCACUAGAUUAGCGAAAGUAGCAAACGAAUAAACAACAUGAGGAAUGUUUUUGGCAAGAACAUUGGGCAUUCUUUUCACCCCAAGGGGUCAUCAUUACUUGAAGAAACUGGACUACAAGUAGCCUUAACGUGGUCCUAAAGGACGCAGGGUCACUUCGUGGGAACAUCUAAGCAGACUCUUUGACAACUUGUUGAUGUGUGUAUUUAUUUGGUGGUUGAUUGGUUGCACAUACGGUCCUUGUGAUGUUUUUUUUUUUAUCUUUGCUGUGUCAACUGGUGUUAUUUUAAUGUAAAGAGAAAGAAGUGUCAUUGCCAAAACCUACUUGCACAUGAGUAUUCAAAGGCUCUCUAAAUAUGUUUUCUCGAUGGUAUGGAAAUAAUAUUGUUUGUCCCUUUUUAUUUAGGUCCUUUAUGGAUGAUUUGUGAAAGCUUUUUUACUGUUCUGUCAUUUCAUACUCUAUUCUUUGUUUGUAUUGCUAUCUCUGUUUUUUUAUAUACUUUUUUUAAUCGGUCCGCUAUGUAUUACAUCUUGAAAUGAACAGCUUAUUUGGUACGCUUGCCCAUAUACUUCAAAAAUAUGUGCAUUGUAGCCAUGAAAGGCUGGGAUCUUUUAUUUUUAAAACACCGCCAUGACUCAAACAAUACAAAUAAUUUAAAAAGUAUAACUAAAAAUCUGAAGAAUCUGGAAGUAGAUGGUAGAGAUGUAUAUUUACACUAAUUUUCAUCUUUUUUUGUAUGGUGAAAUACAUACAGUUCUGUAGUGACAUCAUUCAAUGCUUGUCACGAACGAUCUGUUGUCAAUCUGUCUGUCCUUUGCUGCUGUGUGGCAAGCAGUAUCAUUUGUAGCUUCUAUUUGGAUAGACUGGAAACGGUGUGAUAGUACAUUCUAAAUAUGACUGAAAUGUUAGCAAGACACUAGAGGAGUGCAUGAGAAAGAAUGGAUAAAGGCAUUGGACUUUAGUAGCCAGUAAGAACCUGCUGUUAGCUUAGGUAGUUUUUGUUACUGCAAGACUUUUUUGCAUCUGCUUCGAGGCAACCCCUGCAUUGAUUUCCCAAUGCUAUCUCUGUCUUACAUAAUAUACUGUAUGUUCAUGUUUUUUUUUUACUCUUCUUCUGGGACGUUGCAGUGGUUUAUUGUUCAAAGAUGAUCAAUCAGUUACAACAUUUUUGAAUGAAUAAAAAAGAAUGUGUUACUCAUAUUUUAA
This is a messenger RNA of Engraulis encrasicolus (European anchovy), 3594 nucleotides long. It is a transcript of the gene ciarta, whose product is annotated as circadian associated repressor of transcription a. The coding region runs from base 266 to 1510 and encodes 414 amino acids. Gene Ontology annotation, molecular function: RNA polymerase II cis-regulatory region sequence-specific DNA binding. The transcript is spliced from 6 exons. Gene Ontology annotation, biological process: circadian regulation of gene expression; negative regulation of DNA-templated transcription. NCBI's taxonomy places the organism in Eukaryota, Metazoa, Chordata, Actinopteri, Clupeiformes, Engraulidae. Gene Ontology annotation, cellular component: nucleus. The record is from RefSeq and is a predicted model, not a curated record.